Polypterus senegalus (gray bichir) is the source of this 1114-nucleotide messenger RNA. It is a transcript of the gene arl6ip1, whose product is annotated as ADP-ribosylation factor-like 6 interacting protein 1. The record is from RefSeq and is a predicted model, not a curated record. The annotation marks the transcript as partial. NCBI's taxonomy places the organism in Eukaryota, Metazoa, Chordata, Cladistia, Polypteriformes, Polypteridae. The transcript is spliced from 5 exons.
UUUUGUGGAUGUCCCCUCAUUUGUCCCCCUGCUCUUCCCCUUCAGGCACAGGAGACGGCUCAGCUGGAGGAGCAGCUGCAGGCCUGGGGUGAGGUGAUUCUGGCCGGAGAUAAAAUCCUGCGGUGGGAGAAGCCCUGGUUCCCGGCCGCGCUCUGCGGAGUCGUGUCCUUUGUUUUCUUGUUGAUCUAUUAUCUCGAUCCCUCGGUGCUGACUGGCGUGUCCUGCGCCAUCAUGAUUCUCUGUCUGGCUGAUUAUCUCGUCCCAACUCUUGCACCCAAAAUUUUUGGAUCUAACAAAUGGACUACAGAGCAGCAGCAGCGGUUCCAUGAGAUCUGUGGGAACCUCGUGAAAACCCAGCGCCGCAUCCUUGGCUGGGGCAGACGGGUCUUUGCUUUAAAGGAAGAGAAACCCAAAAUGUACUUCUUGACCGUCAUAACAGCCCUGUCAGCGAUGGCAUGGAUUGGACAGCAAGUUCACAAUCUCUUCCUUACGUACCUAAUUGUUACCUUUCUGCUGAUGCUGCCAGGCCUCAAUCAACAUGGGCUCAUCAGCCGGUAUGUGGGCAUGGCGAAGCGCGAGGUCAACAAGCUGCUGAAACAGAAGGAGAAGAAGACGGAGUAAAGACCCCCCUCUACCCCAGCGUCCCACUCCUGCCCAGCCAGCAGAGAGAGAGAGAGAGAGCGAGCGAGCGAGUGUUUUUGUUUCCCUUCGGUUGGCUUCUUUCACCACAGCAAGCCAAGGCCGCCACCUCGGCUCGAGCACGGUGCCAACAUGCCGGUCGUUUGUGUUGUAGGGUGCCGAGCUGAAGCGCCACACUGAAAUGUCUUGGAACUGCAGGCACAAAUGCUUUUAGCCAUCUUGUGUUUCUGAGUGGGCUGCGAGUUGUUUUGUUCCCAAACCCCUCCAUGUUGCACUGGAACUGUCGAAGAAAACUGGAUCGUCUCUUUAACUCUUCGGUCGUGUAAGCUUUCUGUGGCUCCUCGAGGAUGAUGUGUAAAUAGCGUCCACACUCUGACGUGUUUUUGUAUAUUUAUGUUGUAGACCGCCCUCCUGUCUUGUGCCCCCUUGUCCUCCAAACUGCCUGCUUAAAAGAAAAUAAAAGUUUUCACCCGUG